Molecule: messenger RNA, 962 nt
Organism: Theobroma umbraticum
Lineage: Eukaryota; Viridiplantae; Streptophyta; Magnoliopsida; Malvales; Malvaceae
Product: chlorophyll a-b binding protein 21, chloroplastic
Biological process (GO): photosynthesis, light harvesting
Cellular component (GO): membrane
Source: RefSeq, a predicted model, not a curated record
CGUUCCAAUCACUCUCGAGCUUAAACCUCCACCUCCCAUUACCAACAAAUCUCUCAUUUCACAAUGGCCGCCGCAACCAUGGCUCUCUCUUCCCCAUCCUUCGCCGGAAAGGCUGUGAAGCUCUCUCCAUCCACCCCUGAAAUCCAGGGCAACGGCCGUGUUUCCAUGAGGAAAACCGGCACCAAGCCUGCCUCUGGGAGCCCAUGGUAUGGCCCGGACAGAGUUUUGUACUUGGGCCCACUCUCUGGUGACCCUCCAUCCUACUUGACUGGAGAGUUCCCCGGUGACUACGGUUGGGACACUGCUGGCCUCUCUGCUGACCCAGAGACCUUCGCCAGGAACCGUGAGCUCGAAGUUAUCCACUGCAGAUGGGCCAUGUUGGGAGCUCUUGGAUGUGUUUUCCCGGAACUGCUGGCCAGGAAUGGAGUCAAGUUCGGUGAGGCUGUGUGGUUCAAGGCUGGAUCCCAGAUUUUCAGCGAGGGUGGACUUGACUACUUGGGCAAUCCUAGCUUGAUCCACGCUCAAAGCAUCUUGGCCAUCUGGGCCUGCCAAGUUGUCUUGAUGGGAGCUGUGGAGGGUUACCGCAUUGCUGGUGGACCCCUCGGUGAGGUGACUGAUCCAUUGUACCCAGGUGGCAGCUUCGACCCAUUGGGUCUUGCUGAUGACCCAGAUGCAUUCGCCGAGCUGAAGGUUAAGGAGAUCAAGAACGGCCGAUUGGCUAUGUUCUCAAUGUUCGGAUUCUUCGUCCAGGCCAUCGUCACUGGAAAGGGGCCAUUGGAGAACUUGGCUGACCACCUUGCUGAUCCAGUCAACAACAAUGCCUGGGCCUAUGCCACUAACUUUGUCCCCGGAAAGUGAGAUCAGAGUGAAAGAGGGACUUGUCUUUUAAAUGUUCUUUCUUGGUGUGAUGUAAAUUUGUUGCAAAUCAAUGAGAGCAUAAUGUGAAUUUCGUGCGCUCAAAA